Molecule: messenger RNA, 600 nt
Organism: Hibiscus syriacus
Lineage: Eukaryota; Viridiplantae; Streptophyta; Magnoliopsida; Malvales; Malvaceae
Product: 40S ribosomal protein S15a-1
Exons: 4
Coding region: 90-482 (130 amino acids)
Biological process (GO): translation
Cellular component (GO): ribosome; cytosolic small ribosomal subunit
Molecular function (GO): structural constituent of ribosome
Source: RefSeq, a predicted model, not a curated record
GCUUACUCUUUCUUUCCUCACUCUCCUCAAGUAACUUUGACGCAGCUGCCAUUUUUUAUUUGCUUUCAGGAGAAGCUUGUAUUUAAAAAAUGGUGAGGGUGAGCGUUUUGAAUGAUGCACUCAAGAGCAUGUACAAUGCGGAGAAGAGGGGAAAACGGCAAGUAAUGAUCAGGCCGUCCUCUAAAGUUAUCAUCAAGUUCCUUUUGGUCAUGCAAAAGCAUGGUUACAUUGGAGAGUUUGAAUAUGUAGAUGAUCAUAGAUCUGGUAAAAUUGUGGUUGAACUGAAUGGAAGGCUGAACAAGUGUGGUGUUAUCAGUCCUCGUUUCGAUAUUGGAGUGAAGGAGAUAGAGGGUUGGACUGCUCGUUUACUUCCUUCGAGACAGUUUGGCUACAUUGUGCUCACCACGUCUGCUGGAAUUAUGGAUCACGAAGAAGCCAGAAGGAAGAAUGUUGGUGGAAAAGUACUUGGCUUCUUCUAUUGAGAUGUUGGUAUCAUCUAGUAGUUUGUCAGUCAUGUUUUAAUGUUUUGUUUACUUUGGUUGGGAUUAUGAAUCGUUUGGUUUUUGGAUUUUAUUCGAUAAUAGUUGAAAGAGUAUUUUU